AUGCGUUUCAACGUCUUGCGGGCAUCUCUCGUGGUGCCUCUCGUUGGCCUCUUCGGCGCAGCGCUCGGCAUCGGGACUCUGACGGACGACGACUUGCGAAACCUGCCAUCUCCGGGCAACGAUUUCGACGUUCAUAACGGGAGGCUCCUGGCUCCCAUUCUCAUACCACGAGUGCCGGGCACCGAAGGGCAAGUCAAGACACAGCGACACUUUGUCGACUUCUUCAAGAGCAGCCUGCCAGAAUGGGAAAUGCUCUGGCAGAACUCGACCUCCAAGACGCCGGCGACCGGCAAGAACGACAUUCCCUUUUCGAAUCUGAUUUUUCGUCGCGAUCCGCCCGGUUCGCGCGAGGGCGAGGUCGGCAGGCUGACGCUGGUGGCGCAUUACGAUAGCAAGAUGGAGCCCAAGGAUUUCAUUGGGGCGACGGACAGCGCAGCGCCGUGCGCGAUGCUGAUGCACAUUGCGAGGAGCAUUGAGGGGGCGCUCAAGUCGAAAUGGAGCAGUGCGGCGGGGGUGAAUGAUGGGCUGGACGACGACUUCGAGACGGAUGUCGGGGUGCAGAUUAUCUUGCUAGAUGGGGAGGAGGCCUUUGUGCGCUGGACGCAGACGGACUCUUUGUAUGGCGCAAGAUCACUGGCCCAGGCUUGGGAAUCCGAGUUCCAUCCUACCAUGUCUACUUACAGGACCCCUCUACACGCCAUCAGCCUCUUCGUCCUUUUGGAUCUCCUUGGGUCGCCCAAUCCCCGUAUACCCUCUUACUUUCCAACCACCCACUGGGCGUAUAAGAACAUGGCAUCGCUAGAGAAGCGCAUGCGUGAUCUAGGUCUUCUCGAGUCCAAGCCCGCCCAUCCCUUUCUUCCAGAUGGAAACAAAAAGUCCAGCGAGUUCGGCUAUGGAGGCAUUGAAGAUGACCACAUCCCAUUUCUGAGACGAGGCGUUGAUAUUCUUCACUUGAUUCCCACGCCGUUCCCCGACGUGUGGCAUACGAUGCAGGAUGACGGCGAGCAUCUUGAUAUGCCGAGCGUCAAUGACUGGACGAAGCUUGUCCUGGCAUUCACGGCUGAGUGGUUGGACUUGUCUGGGCAUUUCUCAAAGGACCCGCCAAAGAGCAAGACGAGUGGAACGACGAUUGAACCGAGUAAAAGGACUGAGUUAUGA
Molecule: messenger RNA, 1158 nt
Organism: Trichoderma gamsii
Lineage: Eukaryota; Fungi; Ascomycota; Sordariomycetes; Hypocreales; Hypocreaceae
Exons: 2
Coding region: 1-1158 (385 amino acids)
Molecular function (GO): glutaminyl-peptide cyclotransferase activity; zinc ion binding
Source: RefSeq, a predicted model, not a curated record